AUGCGCAAACUGAACACGAGCCAUACACCAUCUGCUCCUGGCCCGGGUACAGGGACAGGCUUGAACGGACUAGUUUACAGUGUUCAGUUAGAAACGAAGUGUUCAAGCAAGACUACAACCAUGUUUCUGUUCCUGAUAAUAAAUGUUGCUAUAAUAUGCAAGUUCACAGGUCCAGCCGAGGCUCAGACAGCACUCGAUACAGACGAGUUGAGGACAAUUAAAAACCAACUAAAUUUGCUGAUGGAAAAAAGACAACAGGAUUACCAGCAGUUGGAAAAAUCGCUUCACGAAUCUCUGAAAGGAAGCACAGACCUCGAUGCGUUGAAAGAAGAAAUUCAAUUAAUCAGGGAUGAACAUGCGAGGAUGGCCCAUUCUGGCAACGAUGGGGUCCGUGAUAAAGUAGCCGUAGGAUGGCUAAAGGAAGUGAUUGGGGGUUUGAGAUCAGAAAUGCAAGCGGUGUGGUCAGCCAUCAACGAAACGGCGCAGAUACACAAGACUGUAGCUAUACAAAACGAUCUGCAAGCACUGAGGAAUGACUUGGAUUCUGAUCGAAAAGACUUGCAAACAAUGCAAGGAGAAUUAAUGUCAGUUAAGAAGAAUGUCGAAGAAAUAUCAACUAAACAUUCCGAAUUGGAGAAAAAGAUUAACACCAUUGCUAAACAUCAAAACAUAAUCGAUAAAAAAAACAACGAAAACGACGUACAAACGGCGUACAGCAACGUUUAUAAACGAGUAGCGUUUGAUGUUGAUGACAACAACAAUAACGCCGAGCGUCUGCAGACGAACGUCAUCACCACUUUGGUGACGGACCGGGAGGCGCAGGAGCUGGAACAGCUGGAAUCGUCACGCAAAUAUCUGGCACACCGGAUGGCCCGUCUGGAGAAGCGCAUGAAAGGCGUGCUUUACCGGGAGAGUGCGGCUAUGGAGCGGGAAAACCGUUUGUCCCGACUGGAGGCUGACCUUAACGCCACCAAGGAAGCGUUGGCAUUUAACGCCACUCGCCAGGAUGCCACACAGGACAGGCUGCACGGGUCCUUGCUGGAGCUGUUGGAAAGCGUGGAAAAUCUUGACGACCGCGUGGACGCGUGUCUGCCGGAAGUGCGCAAGGAAAUAUCAAAAAUAGAAUUCACCGUGGCCCGGAUAAACGCUUCUGUGGCUAUCAUUAAGGAAGACCAAAAUAACCAAAUGUUGACUGCAAAGGCCCUCGGCGAAGGGAUGUCAGUCAUACAGAGAAAAAUGACCAAGUACAACAGUGAAAAACAAAUCGAGAAAAUGGUAUCCACCCCUCAUAUAAAGAAAGAAAAUUGCACGGAAUGUACACAUGCAAUCGACGAAUUGGCCACAUUGCAAAAUUCAUUUGAAAGAAUUGUCGACGGACUUCCCAAAGAUUGUUCUAAAUUGAAGUCCCCGGGAACAUAUCUGAUAGCACCGGAUGGAAAAAACCCUUUGCUCGUUCAAUGCCACAUAUCGGAUGGUAUGUCCUGGAUCACAGUGCAAAAAAGGACCAAUGAUCAUCUCAAAUUCAAUAACAAUUGGAACGAGUAUGCCAAAGGAUUCGGAAACUUAAACGGCGAUUUUUGGCUGGGCAACGACGCUAUCCACCGUUUGACGGCGGACAACGCGUCUUCUCUGCGCGUCCGGAUGACCGACAUAUACGGUAACAAUUGGCGGGCGGACUACUUGAACUUCUCGAUAUCGAACGCCACCGAUGGUUACAGACUGGACAUUUCCGGUUACCGCGGCAACGCCACCGACGCCCUGUCUUUCCAAAACGGCCACCGGUUCAGCACGGCAGACCGCGACCAAGACGCCAGCACGGCAAACUGCGCAGCCAACUACGAGGGUGGCUGGUGGUACUCGCGGUGUCAGCACGCCAAUCUCAACGGCAAGUACAACUUCGGGCUGACGUGGUUCGACACCAGUCGCAACCAAUGGAUGGCGAUCGCCCGGAGCGAGAUGCAAGUCGGACGUCCGGUGUCCACACAAUAA
Macrosiphum euphorbiae (potato aphid) is the source of this 1989-nucleotide messenger RNA. The record is from the annotation of a GenBank genome assembly. NCBI's taxonomy places the organism in Eukaryota, Metazoa, Arthropoda, Insecta, Hemiptera, Aphididae.